GGCAGCAAUUAUAUUGUAAUUAAUUAAUCAUAAACGCUGCAAUGUACCGAAACGCAAGGUAUUGGUUUAAAACAGAGACAAAGGAUCAAGGUUGAAACCAAUUUUAAUACACCGUGCGGUACCUGUGCCACCCAUUGCAAGGUUGCGAUCGCCACCUCCGCCAAUCGCCGCAAGAAAAGCGUAAUAACAGGUGGCUCCGCGUCGUGGCAGGUGGAUUAGUUUAUUUUUUUUCUUUUUCCACCUUUCCCAGUCGGUCUUGUUGGUGUAUGUUCCCCUAUUGUUUUCAAGCAAUGCACAAGCACAUAGUACCACCACACACCGCACAGUACUUGACAGGGCGUAUUGAAGGCAUCGUGUACGAAAUUUGAUCCGCGAUCGUGGGAGCCAACAAGUGUCAGCAGGGGAAACGAGAGAAAUAAUGAUUCCAAGGAGAAAUACGUCGUGAUAGAUGCAAUUGAUUGCAUCGUUGCCCGUGGAACAGGUAGAGGUUAUACGUACAAUAUUUUUGUCAGUGAUAUACGUAUGAAAGCUCGUAGCUGUGGUAAAACAAACAGCGAAAUAAUGCCGCCGUCGUCCCAUACGAAUUGGACGAAGCCUCUUCUGAAGAAUAGACAAACGAUGCAGAUGCAAGCGAAACGAACAACAUGCACGACACAAAAUCAAAAUUCAAACGGUAGUGGUACAGAACACAGUGGUAUUCCGCUCGACAGGAGAAUUAAAGUCGUUCUGGUAGGCGAUGGUGCUGUUGGAAAGACCAGCCUCGUUGUUUCUUAUUCAACGAAUGAUUUCCCUGGAGAAUACGUGCCCACUGCUUUCGAUAAUUAUAAUGUGGUUGUUAAUGUUGAUGGUCAACCAGUAAAUAUUCAGCUAUGCGAUACAGCAGGACAAGACGACUUUGAUCCUUUGCGAUCAUUGUGUUAUCCAGAAACAGAUGUGUUCUUAGUCUGCUUUAGUGUCGUAUGCCCUUCUUCUUACCAUAGCGUAUCAUCACGUUGGAUAAAUGAAAUACGAAAAUACUGCCCAAAUGCACCUAUUAUCUUGGUAGGCACCAAGAGCGAUUUAAGGGCAGAUGUACAUCUAACGUUACAAUUAGAAAGAUAUGGCCAAACACCAAUUACAACUACUAAAGGGCAUCAAUUGGCUCAGAGAGUAGGUGCUGUAAGUUACGUAGAGACGUCUGCAUUAACUCAACAUGACCUUAAAGAGGCAUUUGAUCAAGCGAUAGUUAGCGCUCUUAACACAAGACGAGGUGGUGCUAGUUUAUUAUAUAGACGUAGGAAACCUUUAUCAUUAUGGCGCAGAUGGCUGUGUUGUUGGGAGAGGCCUUCAAGCGGUGGACAAGUGUAAUUAUUAGACUUUUUAGAAUGCCCUCUGUGAUCAAUUGCGGCUACUUUGUUAUCGGAAUUCUUAAAUCUUAUUAUUUUACUUAGCUGAGAGACUAAAUUCUGCUAAUGGAAUUAAGGUAUUUGUACCUUUACGAUUUUUCUUAUUGCAUGAACCUCUUGCAAUAUUUAUAAAAUCGUGUAACAAAUUUGGUCUUUCAAUGAAUUUUGCAUCAUUAUCUAAAAAUAAGUAAUUAUUUUUUUAAUCAAGUAGUAUCAUACGCAUACAUUUUGUUCGUUAAUUGAUACUACUUACUUGAUAGGAGAUGUAAGAAAUAAUUUCUCUACUUUUUCUACAAACUUAGAGGAUUUUACAUUCUGAUAGCUAGGUCGUAUGCUGUUAUAAACUUCCUGAAGCCAGAUAUGGCAUAAUUUAUUAUAACAUUAAACAUAUUUUUGUUACUAGUAUGUAAUUGGCUACUUGCCGGUUGUGAUUUUUCGUUUAUCUAUAAGGUCAUCAAUUCUAGAAUCAUAUACCGAUAUUAUUAAUGUAAUAUCACAAACAAUAUUUAAUCCUUUAUUUUUCCGCGCUGCGAGAUUUAUAUAAAGUGAAAACUUUGAUAUAAUAGAUUCAAACUUUAAAAGCGUUAAUUCUUUGCAUGCUCAUUUUUAAUUAUUCGUAACAAUCACAAUGUAGGUUAUUUAUUAUUUUCUGAAUAUUUUAUGUACUAAAAAGUAUGAUCCACUAUUUGAAAAUCAAAUGUAAAUAUUUAUUUCUAAUUAAAAAAGACAGAGUGCAAAGGAAUUACAUGUAUACAUCACAUUAGAAUUAUAUAAUUGCAUUGUUAUCAAAUCAGUUAUUUAGUAACAUAUUUUUAUGUGAAACGCAUAAUAUUUGCAUGGAUAACUUAUCUAUUUGAAAGUAUAUACCGUUUAGAAAUUGAACAUAAUUAUAAAAACAAUGGAUUUCCAUGAAGUAUUGGAACUAACUAACUACUGUUGAAAAUAUUAAUAAGCGCUGUGAUUAUAAAACUUAAAUUUUUUCAAGUCUUUUCAUUUUUGUAUAUAAAAGAUAAAAAGGUACAAGACUGUUAGUGUCUUCAAUUUGAUCCCAUUUAACACAUUUCAAGAGACAAAUUAUAUCAUAAAUAAUCUGGUUUAAACUUUAAGUUAAUAUCUAGUAAUAUAACGUUAUCUAGAUUUUUUUAGUACCACAUAUUUUGUGUUUAAUGGAGAAACUAGAAUAAUAAUAAAGAGGGAAAGAAUAAAAACUAGGAACUUUGAAUUAAAAACAAUAAUUGUCUUGAAAUGCAUCACUGUCUGUUUACAUUUUUAUAAAUAUUUCAAAAUAACUUUUACAAUUAGUUUAAAGCAACAUAUAACACAAGUUGUUCUACAAACUUGUAUUAAAUUUUGAAAAUCAAAGUUGCUAGAAAAAGUAAUUGAGCUGAUAUCCACAAGAGAGAUACAACAUAAUCUUAAAAUAUUGUGUUUUAUUUUUAGCAAUUCUUUAAAGCAUUUCUAAACUGUCAACACAUUAAGGACCGCUAAGAAAUCUGUAAGACAUACGCCUAAGACCAUACGUUUUUGGGCAAACUGGAAUAUUACUAAACUCAUCGUAAUUUAAUUAUUUAUGAAGCAAUUUUUGUGAAACUUUCAAAAAUUGUAAAAUAAGAUGCAUUUUAGGUAUUAUUGAAAAAAAUUAUGUUUUUAAUAAUAAUCAUAACUUUUUUAAUUAAAAAAUAAAUUUGUACGAGUAACGGCCCGCGUUGGCGGUCGGGCCAGGUAGUCUAUGAAAGCGUGAAGCACCGGGAAAUAAGUGAAAAAAAACAUGAAGGCAAUCGAGUUUAAUACAUUGACUAUUGAUGUAAAUACUUAAAUAGACAAAGUAGAUGCCAUGUAUCAAACUAGGUGACAUCUAAAGACAGCGUGUAGAAAGCACGGGUUAUUUCGGGAUCCGUCCGUAACAGACGAGGCGCGCAACACGAGAAAACUCGUGAGCGAUCCUUAAUGUGUUAAAUUGUAUAACAUCAAUCUACAAUCAAAACUUAGCAAAUUAGGAAGUUUUCUCUACUAAGUUGCUUGAAAUACUUUUAAAUGAAAAAUCUAAACCACUGAAGUCUAAAAAAUAAUUUUAUAUCCAUUUUUUAUCCUUAUAAAUAGUGUAACAUACUUUCAACAUUUGACAAAAUAUUUUUAUAAAUUAUUUGAAAUGUUUCCUAGAAUGCAAUUUUUACUUUCUUCAGUUUUAGUAUGAUUGAUAUGGUAAAAGUUGAAUAAAUUUGUUUGCUCAAAUCUAUGCAUUUUAAAAUAAUUUAGCGUAAUUAAAUAUAAAAACACUAAACAAGAAUAAUUUAUAUAUGUAGAUGAAUAUUGCACUAGAUAUACAUUUCAAACUGUCAUUAGAGUUUGACAAACUCAAUAUGACUCUAAAGUACACGAGAUUGGUUGUUUUAAUGAAUUAGAUUACAUAUCUUUUCAUGUUACUAUUAGUAGAACCAAUGUUCCUGGACCUUUGAUAUUAAUAUUAUAAUAUUGAAUAUACGCUUUAAAGAAAAGAAAAGUAAUCUAUACGCACAAUGAAUGUCUGUAUUUAGGUAUAAUGAUUAUAUUAUCUUUUAUACAUAUUUUUUCUAUAUUGAAAAGUAUGUAAAAUGUUUAAAUUAUAGUUUGCGAUUACCAUGUUUUAAAAGUAAUAUCUUUUGUAUGAUUUAUUUUGGUUCUACAUCGACAAAAAUCUGUAAAUUAUAAAAUGAUUAUAUUUAAAAUUGAAUGUACUCAAAUAUUUCAAAAGUAUGUUUUCAAUGCAAAUCUAAAAAUUUGAAGAUUUUUGUUUGCAUAAACAGGAAUGAAGAUACUUAAUGCUACUCGUUAAUUUAAUCUGGACAAUGUUGUUAUUUCUGAUACACUAAUAUAAUUUUACAAUAAAUUUCGUAACAAUAUUAAUUGUAUAUAAGGUCAUAUACACCAUAGCUAUUAUACAGAUGCGGUAUUUAAAAAAAACAGCAUGUAUGUUAUACAAAAGUAGGUAAACUAUUUUAGACUGAAAAGGUGUCUCAAUGUUGUAAUAAAUGGUAUUAACAGUUGCUUAUCCUAUGUAAUAAAGUAAACAAUAUUUUUGUAAACAUUUUUCCGUAUCAUUCUAUACUUUUAAACUACAUCAAAUUUGUGUUGAUUAUUUUUCGGCGUAUGGAAUAUGAAAAUUUGUAUGCCAAUAAUAAAUUAAUCACGAAAUAAUUUGCUAGACUUAUGAUAAAUAAUUGGCAGUGUCCUCGAUGCUAUUUUUAGUUAUUAUGAGACAUAUAAAAGCAACAUAACACAGUUCAAGUAUGUUUAUGUAACAUCUAAUUUUUUGUACACACAUGUAUAAUUUUUUGCUAUUUAUUUUUGUAAAAAUUCAAAUCAAUCAUUUGUAUACGAAUAUUUGAUAUUUUCUAUUAUGAGUAGAAAAAUUUGCAUGGAAUUUUAUAUAUAUUUUAUUCGUGAAUUUAACUUUUCAUUAUCUAAUAUUACAUGUAAAUUUAAUCUUUAUAUUAUAUAAA
Hylaeus volcanicus is the source of this 4864-nucleotide messenger RNA. Its product is annotated as ras-related C3 botulinum toxin substrate 1-like. The transcript has 3 exons. Lineage: Eukaryota; Metazoa; Arthropoda; Insecta; Hymenoptera; Colletidae. Gene Ontology annotation, biological process: small GTPase-mediated signal transduction. The record is from RefSeq and is a predicted model, not a curated record. Gene Ontology annotation, molecular function: GTP binding; GTPase activity. Bases 523 to 1347 code for a protein of 274 amino acids.